UGAUCAUCAUGCUGAACGCCACAGAACUUGUCAUUACAUGGACAACGCGGCAGUGUUUUAGUGGUUAGAGUGAUUGCUCGUCAUGGCUGUUUUCUCUAUUCUGUUCAUCGAUCACUGGGUCUUGGUCUAAAUUCCCAUGUUGGCUGUAUCGUGGCGGUACUACACCCGACAGCUCCUCGCCAAGGUCUGCUAUAGCUGGCCACGGUCUGGAUAUGUGUACGAUCUUUUGUGGAGGAGGCUAAAAUGGAGCGGCCCUGCGAGAAUGUAUAAAAGAUUCCCUCAGAUUUUCAGUGUGAAUCAUCACUCUCAUACAUCCCUGACCAUGCAACUUUCUGUGCUCCUAAGCGCGCUUAUAUCUUUCGUCAUUCUUGCUACAGCGUCACCCACGCCUGGAGCCAUCUCGAAACGUUCCUUCGAGGGAAACACGCUUGACACGAACUUUGGACGUGAUCUCCUAGUAGAGAGCAAGAAGCGCAAGGAACUUGAGUCACACAUCGCUUACGACGACGACGACGUCCCAAGCACUGGAGGCAAGAAGCGCAGGGAACUUGCGACACACCUCGCUUACUCCGACGACGACGUCCCUGGAGGCAAGGAGUGCGAUGAAUCGGGGUGAGGGUAUCUACAAAACACCUCAAUAGGAUAGAAAUGUAAAUUUAU
This is a messenger RNA of Suillus fuscotomentosus, 660 nucleotides long. RefSeq lists its product as uncharacterized. The record is from RefSeq and is a predicted model, not a curated record. The transcript has 4 exons. Bases 137 to 616 code for a protein of 159 amino acids. Lineage: Eukaryota; Fungi; Basidiomycota; Agaricomycetes; Boletales; Suillaceae.